Molecule: messenger RNA, 2899 nt
Organism: Doryrhamphus excisus (bluestripe pipefish)
Lineage: Eukaryota; Metazoa; Chordata; Actinopteri; Syngnathiformes; Syngnathidae
Gene: sumf2
Product: sulfatase modifying factor 2
Cellular component (GO): endoplasmic reticulum
Source: RefSeq, a predicted model, not a curated record
ACUGAAACAGGAACUAACAAAAAGCAGGCGGUGAACGGGAAAUUAACAAAGCCUAACUGUCACACAGAGCAUGACAAAUUAUGUUGCAAACAUGGGGAACUAUUUCAGACAAACGUGGGCUAUUCUCAUUUAAACGCUUAUCGUUCAUGUAGGAACCAAAUAAUUUAAUUGAAACGGAACUUUCAUCUGCGUCACGUUUCUCGUCGGGCACAGUUUGUUGCGGUAGUAUUCAAAGAGACAGAAUGAAAGCAGCGCAUAUUAUCUAGUUAAAUGCUAAACUUAAAUUUUUUACUUAAUUUAAAGCGGUGCUGACAUUUAAACGUGGCCCAUAAAAUGUUACGUUCAUUCUUUUGUGUUUCUCUUGUGUGUUUGCUGUUCGUGACCGCGACAGAAGAAGAUGACGGCAUGGUGCUCAUCCCUGCAGGGAAGAUGGUGAUGAAGGCCGCCAAUGAGGAGGAGUCCGUUCAACUUGAGUCUUUUUACUUGGACAAACAUCCUGUCACCAACUCUGCCUUCAGAGCCUUUGUAAGGGAACAGAAGUAUAAAACGGAAGCUGAGAAGUUUGGAUGGAGUUUUGUCUUCCAGGAUUUUGUUUCUGAGGACCUGAAGAGCAAAAUAACACAGAGGAUUGAGUCAGCUCCGUGGUGGCUUCCUGUUGAACGAGUCUUUUGGCGACAGCCCUCAGGUCCUGGUUCUGGCAUUGGAGAGCGCCUGGACUUCCCGGUGGUUCAGGUGAGCUGGAAUGAUGCCCAGGCCUUCUGUAGCUGGAAAGGAAAGAGGCUGCCCAGCGAGGAGGAGUGGGAGUGGGCGGCACGCGGGGGGCUGCAAGGGCGGACUUUUCCGUGGGGGAACAAGUACCAGACCAACAGAAGCAACCUGUGGCAGGGGUCCUUCCCAGACAGGGACACAGCAGAGGACGGCUACCAUGGCGUGUCCCCCGUCACUGCCUUCCCUCCUCAGAACAACUUUGGUCUCUUGGACAUGAUCGGAAACACGUGGGAGUGGACAUCUAGCUCCUUCCCGGGGGCGCGACCCAUGUUCGUGCUGCGUGGUGGUUCUUGGAUUGACACGGCGGACGGCUCGGCCAAUCACAGGGCGACAGUCACCACCAGAAUGGGUAACACCCCCGAUUCUGCCUCUGAUAACCUGGGAUUCAGGUGCGCCUCCAGUGGCGGGAAAAGGAAACGGCACAGAGAACUGUAGUAUGACGAUGACGAGAAGGCUAUCGAGGAUGAUGAGGAUAAUGACUGAGAAAGAGGAUGAUAAGGGCUAUGACAAUGGGAACUAUGAGAUGACAAUGGGAACUAUGAGGUGACAAUGGAAACUAUGAGGUGACAAUGGGAACUAUGAGGUAACAAUGGGCAUGACCAUGAGAAUGAUGAUGAUGGCAUCCAAGAAACUUGCUGGCUCAGCUCUGCUGUCACUCACAUGACUUGAACCAGGAAGUCUCUCACACACGUUGGAGUAUUGUGGCCACAUUGGAAAAAAAAAAACAAAAUUUGGCAUUUCAAGAAUAAAGUCAGAAAUUUAAGAGAAAAAAGUUGUAAACUUACGCGAAUAAUGUUGUCAAUCUACGAGGAAAAGCUCUAAUAUUACGAGAAAAAAAUUGCACAUUUACAAGAACAAAGUUGUAUAGUCACAAGAUUAAAGUAGUAUAUUUACUAGAAAAAACAGUAAUUUAUGAAAAUAAAGCAUUCAAUUCACGAGAAAAAAAAGUUGUAAAUUUACAAGAUUAAAGUAGUAAAUUUACUAGAAAAAAGUAAUUUACAAAAAAAGUGGUAAAUUUAGUAGAAAGUAGUCAUAAUAUGAGAAUGAAGUAAUAAUAUCGAGAGAAAGUUGUAUUUAUAAAAAGACAAAUUUACAAGAAAAGUCAUAAUUAUAGGAAUAACGCAAAGUUUAUAAGAAAAAAAGUUGUAAUUUACAGGAAUAAAGUCAUAAAUUUCCGAGAAAGUCGUACAUUUUCUAGAUAAUUUGUAAAUUUCUGAGAAAAAAGUCGUAAUUCACAAUAAUGAAGUCGUACAUUUCUGAGCACAAAGUCAAACAUUUAUGAGAUAAAUUUUUGAGAAAAAGUUUGUAGUUUACAAGAAUAGUUGUAAAGGUAUGAGGAAAAAAAUUUAAAUUCACAAGAAAGUCCUACAUUUACUCGAUAAAAGUCGUAAAAGUUUUAAUUUACAAUAGUUGUAAAGUCGUAAAUUUGCAAGAAAAUAAAAUUUACUAUUUUUACUAUAAAAAUGGAAAUUUACUAGAUAAAUUUAUGAGAAAAAAGUUGAAAUGUACAAUAAUGAAUUUGAAAAUUUCCAGUAUGUUAUAAAUUUCGUAACGUUUUCAUAAUUCAUACCGUGGCACAAACAGAUUAGCAUGUCUUGCAUUUCUCACUUUCACCUUAAUGACCACGCCCCCUUUGUCUGCCCAAGGGCAAAGGUCAUAUGAGUUCCCCAUUUCAUAGCUGUCUCAGACGAUGCCUGUAACAGAGUUUUUAGAGUUAGUGUUUAUUAUUGUUAAUUAUUAUUAUGCUUUAUUCUCAAAAUCAGAUUUGAUUUUCCUAUGUGGCCUUAAUACUCGUGUGCAAAAGUAUUGGGCCACCAUGAGCUUUGUUGUUUGCACCACCCCUGCAUCAUAAUGGUACAGCCCAUCUUCCAGAUAUUGCAUAAACCAGGAAGUAAUGCAGAAGAGUAACUCAUAUUAUACUUUUAACCUUUGACCCUUGGUGGAGGUCUGCACUCUACAUUGUUGUGAGGUGGUGGUCUUAGCAUUGACAACAUGUCAUGGUGGCCCAAGACUUUUGUACGCGAUGUUUGAUGCUGCUGAUCUGUUGACAGGAAUUCUUGUUUUACCUCCAGCCUGUUUGUUUACACUUUUACUUCAUGGAAGGUAAAUGUACACAUUUGUCAUUCUGCAA